AUGUCUCUUCAAGGCAAGGUCGUCCUCGUAACCGGAGGCUCCAAGGGCAUCGGGAGGGCCAUAUGCUCUCGAGCAGCGAGUCUCGGUGCAAACGUCGUCAUCAACUACUCCAGAGACAGUGUCCCAGCUGAUGCGCUCGUGAAAGAGAUUGGCGCGGACAAGGCGUUGGCGGUGCAAGCGGAUGUUUCCAAGGUGUCCGAAAUCGAGAAGCUCAUCAACGCAGCUGUUGCCAAGUUCGGCCGCGUCGAUGUUCUCGUCCCGAAUGCGGGCAUCAUGCCGCUGCAGCCUCUUGCCGGUACAACCGAAGAAACGUUUGACAAGGUGUACGACCUCAAUGUCAAAGGCCCCUUCUUCCUCGCCCAGAAGGCCGUGCCACACAUGCCGUCCGGAGGUCGCAUCGUCUUCAUCUCGACCGGCAUCGCACGCAACAGCGCGGUGCCGCCGCCUUAUCUUCUCUACGCGUCAUCCAAGGGCGCCGUUGAACAAAUGACACGCGUGCUGGCAAAGGAGCUCGGGGCGAAGGGCAUCACCGUGAAUGCGGUCGCGCCCGGUCCCACGGCAACCGACCUUUUCAUGGAGGGUAAGCCCGAGGCGAUGAUCAAGGGUAUCGCAGCACAGAGCCCGUUCAACAGGCUUGGCAACCCUAGUGAGAUUGCCAAUUUGGUGACUUUCAUCGCGAGCCAGGAGAGCGCGUGGGUGUCGGGGCAGAUUAUUGGUGCGAAUGGCGCGGGUUUUGUUUAA
Molecule: messenger RNA, 741 nt
Organism: Neoarthrinium moseri
Lineage: Eukaryota; Fungi; Ascomycota; Sordariomycetes; Amphisphaeriales; Apiosporaceae
Exons: 1
Coding region: 1-741 (246 amino acids)
Molecular function (GO): oxidoreductase activity
Source: RefSeq, a predicted model, not a curated record